Molecule: messenger RNA, 2320 nt
Organism: Sitophilus oryzae (rice weevil)
Lineage: Eukaryota; Metazoa; Arthropoda; Insecta; Coleoptera; Curculionidae
Gene: Mlp84B
Product: muscle LIM protein Mlp84B
Exons: 10
Coding region: 179-1663 (494 amino acids)
Biological process (GO): sarcomere organization; muscle tissue development
Cellular component (GO): cytoplasm; nucleus; Z disc
Molecular function (GO): structural constituent of muscle; actinin binding
Source: RefSeq, a predicted model, not a curated record
GGCGAGUGCCUCCCUACCUUCCCGAUUGAGUUCCGUGUGCAAAAAGUCCAUAGACUAGGCCGGUUCGGCCUGCUGCCCCUGCAUUCGAAUACGGUGGUUGUUUCUAAGAGGAUCCGAGCCCUCCUAGACCACUUAGUUUUUACGAUCCGACCAGGUCGACUAAAAUAAAUAAUCCAAAAUGCCUUUCAAGCCAGUAGAAAACCCAAAAUGCCCCAAAUGCCAAAAAUCCGUCUAUGCCGCCGAAGAACGUGUGGCUGGAGGAUACAAAUUCCACAAAUCCUGUUUUAAAUGCGGCUUGUGCGGAAAAAUGUUAGACUCCACCAACGUAACUGAACACGAGGCUGAACUUUACUGCAAAAACUGCCACGCCCGCAAAUACGGACCUAAAGGUUACGGAUUCGGCGGUGGUGCCGGUUGUCUUAGCAUGGACACUGGAUCUCACCUCCAAGGGGAUGACGUAGUAGUCAAUAGAGCUCCUUUGCUACCCAAAGCUAUCGCUAAAGCGCCUGAAGGUGAAGGAUGUCCUAAAUGCGGAGGAUACGUUUAUGCUGCUGAACAAAUGCUUGCCAGAGGACGCGGCUGGCACAAAAUAUGUUUUCGAUGUGGUAACUGUGAUAGAUGGUUGGAUUCUACGUCACAUUGUGACGGACCUGAUGGUUGUGUAUAUUGCAAUGCUUGCUAUGCUCAACGCUUUGGUCCACGCGGCAUUGGCCAUGCGGGAGGAAAUUUCCUAGGUCUUAUGUCAGAUGCUUUGGAUCUUGAGUGGCAAAGCGGUCAAGCUCCGAAAAUCACCGUCAUCGACACGGCCGUCAUCAAGGCCGCUCCCGGUCAAGGCUGUCCUCGUUGCGGGGGCGUGGUCUUCGCCGCCGAAGAGGUAUUGGCCAAGGGCCGCCAGUGGCAUCGCAAGUGCUUCAAGUGCCACGACUGCACCAAGACGUUGGAUUCCAUCAUCGCCUGCGACGGACCCGACAGAGACGUAUACUGCAAAACCUGCUACGGCAAGAAAUGGGGACCUCACGGUUACGGCUUCGCCUGCGGCAGUGGCUUUUUGCAGACCGAUGGGCUAACUGAGGACCAGAUCUCUGCUAAUCGCCCAUUCUACAAUCCCGACACUACAUCCAUUAAAGCUCCACCUGGUCAAGGAUGCCCCCGUUGUGGUGGUAUGGUGUUUGCUGCUGAACAACAAUUGGCUAAGGGAACGAUGUGGCACAAGAAAUGCUUCAACUGUGCCGAAUGCCAUCGUCCCCUAGAUUCGACCCUGGCCUGCGACGGUCCCGACCGCGAGAUCCAUUGCCGCGCCUGCUAUGCCAAAUUGUUCGGCCCUAAGGGCUUCGGCUUCGGACACACCCCCACCUUGGUCUCAACCGACGGUGCCGCCCCCGUGAUCCACGACCCCCGCCCCAACAGCGGCCCCCGCGGCGUCGCCGGCCAAGGCUGCAGGAGGUGCGGUUUCGCCGUCUUCGCCGCCGAACAAAUGAUCAGCAAGAACGGACUUUGGCACAAGAGGUGCUUCAGCUGUGCCGACUGCGGCCGUUCCUUGGACUCCACCAACCAAAACGAUGCCCCCAAUGGCGAGAUUUACUGCAGAGGCUGCUACGGUCGCAAUUUUGGUCCUAAGGGUGUAGGAUUCGGAAUGGGUGCUGGAACACUUACGAUGGCUUAAACCAAACAUUUAUUCAAAUAUUACUUUCUUAAUCAAUAAUCAAAUUUAUCCAUCUGAUAUAGAAUUUAGAAAAAAAGUCUGAGAGUAAAACGUAUUAUUUCGACAGGCCUGGACAGAACAUCACUUUUUGUAACAUCUUCACUUUUAUUCUCAGAACGUAUUAUUCACUUGUGAAAGAAACAUUGAUUAAGACUGUUGUAACAUAAUUAUUCUAGAUAUAAACAAGGAUAUCCCUGCUUAUUAAAAAUGUUGAAAAGAGAAAUUGCGCAAACUUGAAGUAACUACUACUCUUUUACUAGUGUUAACAUGUAAACUUUAGCUUAGGGCAUAUUUUUUGAAAGGUAUUUUUUUAAAAUGAUUUUUUUAUAAUAUAUACAAUUCCACAACUUGACGACGAGACUCAGAGGGAACAUAAGACUCAGAAAAACUGGUUUCCGGACGCCAGUACACCAUUUUGGAUGAAUUUCCUUCGAACGACACAGGUCGACCUGAGACAUUAAAAACUUUUUGUAUAUAUCUACACCGGCCAUUUUUAUGGUCUAUCGAACGGAUGCUUAGCGCUUUGCAAAACUUGUAACGUUUAUCGCUCUCAAUUAUACGAUAUUUUUGUUUAGAUGUUAUACUCAAUUGUCUAUACAAUAAACACAUUCUAAAAUA